CUCCAUCUCAACUCAUCUUCCCUCGACCUCGACGGAGAUUCCCAUACCGAACCCCGUACACUCGGUAUCCAUCCUUGCCAUUACUGUCACCAAUCUCAAUUGCGACAUCUCCUUUCACCCUUCUCGCGCACCGAUCGCUAUUACGACUCACUCAUCUUCACAUCAUGGCUUCAUACAUGACCGCCAGCGAGGCCUUUGCCCGCGAAAAGCUCUCCCCCAAUGCCGACAAAUCUACAUCGCAAGCUUCCUGGGCCGACAAGUACCGCGGAGCUACUGUCGAGGACCUGGACCCCCCUCUUGCCCUAUCGGUGUCUCCGAAUGACCCUAUAUCCUCCGCCCUGAUGGCCGCUUACGAGCGCGACUACACCCACCUCACCGUGAUCUCGUCGACGAAACGCUCUCUGCUCGGAUACCUCAGCAUUCCCCGGCUCAGGGAGCUACUGAAGGAAGGAGCCGUGAAGGAGCCGGAUUCGGUCUCCGCCGCGAUGCAGCGAUUCAACCGCAAACGGGGCACAUACCAGGUGAUCACCAUGGAGACUCCGCUGGAGGAGCUGGAGCAGUUUUUCGAGAGCGAGGCGGGCCCCAACGGCGAGAAGAGGGAGAAGCAGGGCUUUGCCGUUGUGACGGAUGCGUCGAGGAAGUUUGUGCUGGGAGUGGCUACGAAGGCUGAUCUCGAGGAGUUUGUUAAAAGACGGCCGUGAUUGCGUGCUGGUGCGUCGGGCGUGGUGUGGG
Messenger RNA from Aspergillus steynii IBT 23096, 732 nucleotides. Its product is annotated as putative cystathionine beta-synthase (beta-thionase). The transcript is spliced from 2 exons. The coding region runs from base 165 to 701 and encodes 178 amino acids. The record is from RefSeq and is a predicted model, not a curated record. NCBI's taxonomy places the organism in Eukaryota, Fungi, Ascomycota, Eurotiomycetes, Eurotiales, Aspergillaceae.